GCUGAGAAGAAGGAAGAACCCAGUCUACGAAGAAACAGCAAUUUCUCCGGCGUACGAGUCCUCGACUCAUAUCUCUCCUCUUCGAUCUGUCUCUCUCAAGCAGAUCCGUGACAAGAGAUAAGACAAGCGCCUCUCUUCCUCUCUUCCUCUCCCCCUUCUCUUUCGUCUCCCUCCCCUCUUUCUUUGAUCUCCUUCUCCCCCUUCCUUCUUCGUCUUCUCUUUUUUCUCCGGUUUCUCUCCCGUCCCUCUGACUCUGUCUUCCCCUUCUUCUGCGGCAUGUUCUUCUCGUUUUCAUCCGGUCUUCCAUCUUCACAAACGCGUUCGCUCUUGCUUUCUCACUCCGACCUGUCUUGGUCAAAUCGAAAGAGCAAUUCCAUUGCAUGACCGUGUCUCAGGCGUCUCCUUCCCUCGGUCUCUGUUUUUUCAUGUCUUUCUUUCAGCUUGGAACUUCGUUUUUUACACUCCUGCUUCUCUUGAUUUUCUGCCUUUCUUCGCUUCGAGGAAGCCAAACAACCAGCAGACCCGCUCUUCUCAAAUACAUUCGCCGCACCAUUCACUUUCCUCAGUCCACCGUCCAUUUUCCUUCUCCUCCCCUGUUCCUGCAUAUUCACAAACGCAUGCCUUCAUCUCUGUCUUCCAUCAAACCUAUAUAUAUAUAUAUAUAUAUAUGUAUGUAUAUCUGUGUAUGCACGGAUACACCUACAUAUACAGCCAUAUGUAUAUAUAUAUAUACAUGUUUAAUGUACGAUGCUGGGUGGUGCAUUUCUGCGUGCGUUGUGAGGAAAGCGUUUCUUGCCGUUCUCUCGCGCCUUUUGUCUCUCUGCAGCGUAUGUUGUUUCUCAUUUCUUCGAGUGCGACCUGUAUGCAAUGAGGCGGCAGGCUUGUCGGCUCUCCGCGUCCUGUGUGACUGAAAAUGGAUUGGAUUAUCCUCGUUUUUUUUCUUCUCUACUUCUUGAUCACUCUGCUGGCGAACUUGAAGCUGCUUUUCUACUUUGAGCACUCGAGCGACAGUAGCCUCACUGCCCCCGAAGUCGUCUGCAAGGUCACGAUUCUCGCUGGACUUCAACUGGCCUGGCUGCUCAUUCUUGCGGUUCCUCUCGACGCGUACAAUCAACACUCACCCUUCGUUGACAAAGCUGCAGGCGUCGCCACAGCCGGUCUGGACAUGCGUCUCUACUGGGGGGUCGUAGCUUGGUUCACUGCCCUCUACCUCCUCUUCGCCGUCCCCUUCGCGACCUUCUACUAUGAGGCAGAUUUCGACUCGCGCGUGAGUCGGAGAACUCCUUGGAAACGCGCGCUGUCAAAAACAGUCCUCGCUGUGUGCUGUGCCGGCCUCGUUGUCUUCGUCGUCUACAUUCUCUGUCGGUCCAUCAGCCUCAAGAUCGACGACGACCUCUGUUCUCAGUGGCAGUCGCAAGAUGUCUCACAGCCUCUCAAGGACUUCUGCGAGGCCGCCGCGCGAACCGCCGCAGGUCCUUCUUCCUCGCAGAGCGAUGCAAAGAAGGAAGAGAGUUUCGCUUCUCUCAACAUGAAAGUAGAUCUGGGCGUGUAUCUUCUUGCUGCGAUGAGUUUCGUGGGCUGGUUCACCUUUGCGCUCUUUGGAGGCAUUGGUGUCGCUGCGCUGCCUCUCGACGCCUUCGUCAACUUCCGCCGCCGUCCUCGGGCCAUUUCGCUCUCCACGUUCAAAGAGAUUCGUCGUCAGCUGGGGGAGAAGGCGAAGAAGCUGCGCUUCAUAGGCGAGGCGCUUCGCGACGAAGAAGCCUUGCAGCAGACCCUUUCGUGGAAAGAAGUUCGGAGAAAGCGGCAGUUCCGCACCGAUAUGAAUCGCUACAGGAAGGCCGUUUUCGAUCUGGAGCACGAGCACCGGCAGCUGGCCAUCAGCAUGCGCGAGCGCGGCGAAAAUCCUUUUUUCUCGUACUUCAAACUUCUGCUAGGCGUCGUUGCACUCUUCAUGUCGCUCCUGUGGACUGCUCACACAGUCCUUAACUGCGUGGUGCCUCAGAUCCUGGAUGUCUCUGCCUCGUCGCAUCCCGCCUUCGGUUUCCUCGACGCCUUCCUCAAGCUUCUCGCAGAACACUCAGCUGCCCUUCUCGCGCUCCUCAUCUACGCUGCGUUUGUCUGUUACCUGCUGAUAUGCGUCGUCAAAGGGUGCUUCAAGUUCGGUGGAAGUGUUUUCUGUAUCAUUGGCAUCCACCCCAUGCGGAAAGACGAGACGCAUUUGAAUUCUUUUCUCUUCAACGUCGUCCUCGUUCUCCUCUCCUGUGCCGCCGUCGUCCAAUUCACAGCGCGCUGCUUCCGGGACUACAGUCACUCGACAGUUGCCGCGUGGAUCUUCGACGUUCAGCUUCUCGUCCUGCCUUUCUUCGGGUUUGUUUUCAAGUACAACAUCUUCAUCUACAUUUUCUUGGGCAUUGCUCUGAUCUCCGCAUGCGUCCUUCUGUGCCGCCUGUGUUCGGCGCCUCCGCCCUCCGCGACGGGCGCGAAGAAGCUGUCUCCCAUCGGGGCCUUCCCCUCUCUCGCCCAGCGGCUUCGGGCGACGACCGCGGAGGGGACAGUUGGAGCCCAACUAGCCACGCCCGACGGAGACACGGAGACAGCUCUGGGCGGGAGCCGACGAGGGGCUCAGGAGAGAGGCGACCCGCGAAAGGCCAAGAAAAAGGGCAGCAAGAAAGGAGAGAAGCCGCGCGCGGACGCCGACGUCGUGCGCGCGCCUCCAGGAUGUCCAGAUGGCGGACUCAAAGUCCACUUCGCCGUUCGACAGGCGAACAGAAGCGAUAGCGAAGACGACGACAGAGACGAAGGAACUAACGGCCGCGAGAGUGCAACGAAUGCUGUGCCUCACAAGAAGGCUUGGGGGAAGAGAAGCACCUCCCGCGUUGUGUAGGAGGCCGAUCUGAGACAUGCGCAAAAGCCGCCUCUCGAGUCUCCUGUUCAGAGCUCAGUUUCUUUCAGAAAGUUCGAAACACAACGCGUGAAGAGGGCUCUGAAGCGAAGUGACUGAGGGGCUCACGCCCUGAGUAUUUGUUACCAAGAAACCGCAAUCUGCGGCAGUUCUGCGGCUUGUCUACAGCAACGCAUCUGGUCUUGACGCGAGCUAUGAACGGACUCGACACAAGUCUCCUGGUGUGGUGUCUUGGCACCUGACCCCUUCUCAUUUCUUCUCUUUUUUUUCCCUCGUUGUCCGGUCUCUCGCCUUCUCCCUUUUGUCUUUUCUUGUCUCCAUGGUUUUUCCUCGGACUGAAACGGCGCUUGCCCCCCGAGAAACGCUGUUCUUCGUUUUUCAUUCUCUGUCGCGACGGGAGGAUUGGUUUUCUCAGCUGCGUUUUCCUCGGCGUUGCUGGUGGGGCGUCUCGGCGACUUGCGUUUCUUCUAGGAAAGAGCGCAGUUGUGAAAAAGGAAAGCGGAAACUUCCAGAGUGAACAUCAACAAGAUGUCUGUCUCAUGUGCACACAAGGUCCUUCCGAUUGCUGCGCACCCUCCCCCCAGAUUCACGGAGUCGACCGCUUUCAAGACAACUGCAAAAGGGUACAAUCCCCAUGUCUUCCUGGCGCGGGUAGUGCCUCCUUCACUCCCCUCAGUUUGAGCACAACUGCGUUUAUCGGGGGAAGCAGCUAGCCAGAGAC
Molecule: messenger RNA, 3623 nt
Organism: Toxoplasma gondii ME49
Lineage: Eukaryota; Apicomplexa; Conoidasida; Eucoccidiorida; Sarcocystidae
Product: LMBR1 family region protein, putative
Exons: 8
Coding region: 914-2884 (656 amino acids)
Source: RefSeq, a predicted model, not a curated record